AACGAACCUAUAAAUAGAUUUCCUUAAAUUUCCAACAUACCUCACACCCAUUUAUUCCUCCUCCCCAAACAGAAAAUCGCUUCACAAAAUUCACGUUUACGAUGGCCAAGUCUUACUUCUCAUCGCCAACUAUCGAAAUCACUGUUUUAUCAGGCGAAAACCUCCGGAUCGACCGGAGAUCCAUCAAGAAAAACGCCUUCGUCGUCGUUCGAUCCAAUAGCAGAAACGUUUCCCGGACAACCGAGAUUGAUACCGAGGGCGGUAGCAACCCAAACUGGAAUGAAAAACUCGUCCUUGACUUACCGGUUCACGCAGCGGCAUUGACAGUCGAGGUACACUGCAAAACUGUGAUGGGUAACAGACUUGUCGGAACGGCUUCGGUCCCGAUUUCGGACUUUUCCGGUGGGUACGUGCCUGAGAGUCACCUACAUUUCUUGAGUUAUAGAUUGAGGGAUCAGAAAGGCGAAAGGAACGGGAUUAUCAAUUUGUCAGUGAAAACCAAGUUUGCGGUAGCGCCGGAGCAUUCGUGCGCGGCGUCUUCUACGUCGAUGGCGUCGUCUCCUGUGGCUGGAGUUCCGGUCGGGAAGAAUAAUUUGGGUGGCGUUGUGACUGGGUUUCCCGUUUGGUCCGCCUCUUAUUAAUCGAAAUUAAAUUUCGAAGGAAAUCUCCUAACAACAACGAAUAACUAUUUUGACUUAAUUGAAUAAGGAGUAUUCCAGAGGAAAGUAUUGCCGUAUCAGAAACUUAAUUUGUACAUUUAUUUUUAUUGACUAUUUUCAAUAUAUAUCAUAAGAAACAUCAGUAAAUCAUUAUUAAUUA
Humulus lupulus (European hop) is the source of this 819-nucleotide messenger RNA. Its product is annotated as BON1-associated protein 2-like. The record is from RefSeq and is a predicted model, not a curated record. NCBI's taxonomy places the organism in Eukaryota, Viridiplantae, Streptophyta, Magnoliopsida, Rosales, Cannabaceae. The transcript has a single exon. Gene Ontology annotation, biological process: defense response. Bases 102 to 641 code for a protein of 179 amino acids.